UAUCCUUUAGGAAGCUAACUUACUAGAUACAUUGAAUACCAUCAAAACCAAAGAUGCCUCUGGAUGUAGUAAGUCAUAAUAAAUGAAAAAUAUUUUUAGGGAGCUGGGGGUGGGGAACAUGUCAGACUCCGAGCUCGGCAGGAAGUGGGACCAGUGCAUGGUGGGUGCGGUCGUGAAGAUAGGUGUCGGUUUUGGAUUAAGACUGGUUUUCUCACUUACCUUCUUUAAAAGAAGAAUGUGGCCAUUAGUCUUUGGUUCUGGCAUGGGAUUGGGAAUGGCCGACUCCAACUGUCAGCAUGAUUUCCAGGCUCCGUAUCUUCUACACGGAAAAUAUGUCCAAGAGCAGGAUCAGUGACUUCCACCUGAGAACAUCCCAGUGGGAGGAAAAGAGAAAUCAUGUCUAUUCCUCAGGAAUACUGAAGUGCCCUGGAGUCAGCUGACAUUCUUCUAUAGCAAUGUCAU
Messenger RNA from Leopardus geoffroyi (Geoffroy's cat), 462 nucleotides. Its product is annotated as MICOS complex subunit MIC10-like. The coding region runs from base 83 to 355 and encodes 90 amino acids. The transcript has a single exon. The record is from RefSeq and is a predicted model, not a curated record. Gene Ontology annotation, cellular component: mitochondrion; mitochondrial inner membrane; MICOS complex. NCBI's taxonomy places the organism in Eukaryota, Metazoa, Chordata, Mammalia, Carnivora, Felidae.